Molecule: messenger RNA, 576 nt
Organism: Aspergillus nidulans FGSC A4
Lineage: Eukaryota; Fungi; Ascomycota; Eurotiomycetes; Eurotiales; Aspergillaceae
Exons: 1
Coding region: 1-576 (191 amino acids)
Source: RefSeq, a predicted model, not a curated record
AUGAUCGCCAGCCUGGUUAUCAGCCUAAGGAAAGCCGUCGCACAACAAACCAACAUAAUUGAGGCAGCCCGGGCAGAGAUCCGGGAGAUCAAAACAGAACAAAAGGCCCUGAAAGGACAGAAUACAGAGCUCCAAGAGGAGAUCCAGACACUGCGCGCCCAGAUUGAGACCCAGGCAACCGCAAACCCACCUCCUAAAUCAUGGGCAGAAGUGGCAGCCAGCAACAGUCCCUACAACACUAAUACCAUAAUCUGCCAACCCCAGAGAGAGCUAAACUGUAUCCAAAUCAGCACAGCUCGGCGUACAGAGGACCACAAUGACAAGGCCAAUAACAAUACUUUCACGAGAUUCUUACCUACAGAUACCGCGAACAACUAUAUUAGAACUGCCCUAGCUAACACAGGACCUACAAAAGAUGUUCAAGUGGCAGGAGUUGGCACUACAAAAACAGGCUAUAUAAUCAGAUUCAGAGAUACUCAGUCAGCUGAAACAGCCCAGAACAACACAGCAUGGCUAGAGGAACUAGGGAAUAAGUCUAAGCUAGUAAAACCCCAGUUCAGUAUUGUGGUCUACUGA